Molecule: messenger RNA, 276 nt
Organism: Alternaria arborescens
Lineage: Eukaryota; Fungi; Ascomycota; Dothideomycetes; Pleosporales; Pleosporaceae
Exons: 2
Coding region: 1-276 (91 amino acids)
Source: RefSeq, a predicted model, not a curated record
AUGGCGACCCUUCAGACUGUCCGUCGAUGGAUCAUGACGGGUGCUGUCGCCACUAUUACAAUCACUGGGACUAUCUAUGGUGCGGGAUUGAAAGGACAGCAAGACGUCAAGCAGCAAAAACGACAAAUCCUCCAAGCCACACCGGAAGAACGAAUCGCACAGCUCGAAGUCGCGCGCGCCGAAUUAGUGGUCAAGAAAAACGAGAUGGAAAGGAAGAUGGGUCAGAUUGCUGCGCGGAGGAGGGCGAAAGAGGAGGCGCUGAAGAAUGAGAAAUGA